AUGUUCCACCACGACGGGUACGGCGAUACGCGGCCGUCGGACGCGCCGCGCCGGUCGGCCUACGACUUUGAGCCGUCGCAGCGGCCGAGCGUCUUCACGGGCGUCGCCAAGGUGCUCGUGAUGCUCGUGAACCUCGUCUUCAUCAUGCUCGCGGGCAUGCUCAUCUACUUUACGCUCUGGGUCAAGAACAUUGGCGUCACCAAGAUGUUCCAGGCCAACUACGCCUGGGUGCAGAACACGACGUUCACCGUGCUCCUUGUCUUUGGCGUCGUCGUACUCAUCGUGUCGCUGGUUGGCUGCCUCGGCGCCUGGGCGCGCAACCGCGGGCCUUGUCAUCAACUUUUCCUCUUUGGCGCCAUCACGGUCGGCGGCUUUUACUCGCUGAGCACGGCCAACACGUGGGCCGACGCGCCGCAUACGCUCCAGGCAAAGGAAGAUAUCGUCGCCAAGGAGUUCAACAAGAUGUACUGCGACGGCCAAGUCGCCUACUACUGCUCCAUGGGCAGCGUAUCCGCGUCGCUCGACCUCUUUCUCCAAGAUGCGUCCUUGGUUGCGCUUGUGCGCCCGCUCUUUAGCCAGCUCCAGGGCUGGAACCAAGUGUGCAACUCGACGCAAAUGAAGAUCACCAACGUGGCGCUCGAGACAAAGCUCAAUCAAACCUGCGCGCUCUGCGCCAAGUUUGACUACGCCGACUACGCCGACUUUCUCACGUGGUCCCAGACCAACUGCUCGCUCAACGCCGUCUCGACAGCCUACUGCGUCACGUACCUCCAAAACACGACCAACCUCUCCGAGGCCUACUUUGAAGGCGCCCCAUACGGCGAGUGCCGAGGCAGCUUCCUCAACCUCUGGAAGUCGGUGAGCCGUGUCUUGGCCUACGGCGGUCUCAUCGUUGCCAUUGUCUCGCUCUCGAUCUUGAUCACGUCACUUGCGUUGCGACGGACCGUGCUCGAGACCUCCAAGAACAGCAUCAUCCAGUGA
Messenger RNA from Saprolegnia parasitica CBS 223.65, 981 nucleotides. RefSeq lists its product as hypothetical. Gene Ontology annotation, cellular component: membrane. The record is from RefSeq and is a predicted model, not a curated record. Bases 1 to 981 code for a protein of 326 amino acids. NCBI's taxonomy places the organism in Eukaryota, Oomycota, Saprolegniomycetes, Saprolegniales, Saprolegniaceae. The transcript is spliced from 4 exons.